Molecule: messenger RNA, 2130 nt
Organism: Sipha flava (yellow sugarcane aphid)
Lineage: Eukaryota; Metazoa; Arthropoda; Insecta; Hemiptera; Aphididae
Product: gamma-aminobutyric acid receptor subunit pi-like
Exons: 9
Coding region: 643-2019 (458 amino acids)
Biological process (GO): chemical synaptic transmission; regulation of membrane potential; chloride transmembrane transport
Cellular component (GO): membrane; synapse; neuron projection
Molecular function (GO): transmembrane signaling receptor activity; chloride channel activity; extracellular ligand-gated monoatomic ion channel activity
Source: RefSeq, a predicted model, not a curated record
GCUGCACACGCCAUUUUACACAGCCGCAACAGUGUCUUAACGACCAUCACCGUCCAGAGUCCGACGGUGGACGCAGAAAUUCACGGUUUUACCAACAAUAUUUCGCGUCGUCGCGAUUAUCUUUAAUGCGUUUAAAUAAAUCGACGGUACACGUAGAAGAUAGGCUGCUUUUUAUGUUUUUCAUUUCAUUCAAAUCGUCAAUACGAUUUCUGGUUCAGGUAGCUUCACGCUUGCGUUAUUCGCCGAACAAUUAUUGCACGAAUCGUUGUUUAUUCGCCGAACAUCUGGUACUACUAUUACUACUAUUACUAUUUGAAUAGUCGGUCGAAAAUUAUCUAUUUCUUGUCGGUAAAUGUGAUGUUUGCCGUCGAGUAUUAUUGAUGUAUUUGGGAUAUUAUGAUCGUCUAGCAAAUAUUCGGCAAUCGGCGAAUAUCGAAUGUGCGGACUUCUCGAGCGAAGCGGAGAUAUUUAUUUCGUCGUCAUUCUUUGGUGACACUCGUUUUUCCGUCCUCGUGGAUUACCACUGUCACCAUCAUUCACUUUAAACGGUUUUUUCUUUGUUCAUAUUAGCGGCGUAUACGCGCUACGGUCCAUCGAGCAUGCCAAGAAGACAAUACCGCAAGUAGUGGUAAUCAUGUAGAAAUGCUUAUGUGGUUAACAGAUCCAUGCCGAUACGAUCGUUGGACGAGACCAUCGCCAACGGACAGUAAUGGUAAAACUGGUGGUCCUACACGAGUGUUCACUCGAGUAUAUGUAUACUUUUUGGGAUCAGUUGAGGCACAACAGUUGCAUUUUACGGCUCAUAUAUUGAUACGAUAUCGGUGGCGGGAUGAUCGACUUGUACAUUCUUCUUCCAAGUCCUCUAUACAGGGUGAGAACAAACUUAAGGAACGAGUUUGGAUUCCGCAUGUGUACAUCGUUAAUGAACACGAUUCGAACAUCAUGGGUUCCGGCCGCCAAGAUAUACUAGUAACGGUUCAACCAGAUGGAACAGUUUUAUAUUCAGCUAGGUUAAAAGUGUCGUUAUUAUGCAUGAUGAACUUACAAAAAUUUCCAUUUGAUGAACAAACAUGCCCAUUGAUAUUGGAAAGCUGGACUUACAACAAUACCCAUUUGGAAUUAGUCUGGGAACACGAUUCCCCUGCGGUACUGAAUAGCAACUUGCGAAUGACUGAAUAUAACUUAGUGUCCAUUUGGACAAAUGCAACCGUCAGUGAAUAUGCACUGACAAAAUCAACACCAAUAGAUGAAAAUUAUAAAAAUAAAGGAUAUUCACCUUCAGUCAUUGAACAUGUACAUUACUAUGGAAAAUUUGCUGGAAACUAUAGUCAAUUAAUAGUAAACUUUGAGUUAGAACGUGAAGUUGGUCAUUACAUAAUGGACUAUUACGUACCAAGUAUCAUGCUGGUAGUUGUAUCAUGGGUAUCGUUUUGGUUAGAUCCAAAUGCAGUACCUGGUCGCACAACAUUAGGAACUAGUACAAUGCUCACAUUCAUUACAUUAUCAAGAAACACAGGUAGCUCGCUACCUAAAGUUUCUUAUAUCAAAGCUACUGAGAUAUGGUUCAUUGUAUGCACAGCAUUUAUAUUUGGAUCAUUGGUCGAGUUUGCAUUUGUCAACACCAUAUGGAGACGAAAAAAAAACGUGGAACUAAAAAAAGUCAAUAGUAAACAUAUUUUUAAGUCAACUUUAACGCCUCAAAUGCAACGGAAGUUAUCUAUUGACAGCGGUAUUGACAAAGGAACGAUUAGUGGAAAGUUAAGUAGAAGAGAAAAUAAAUCCAAAAGUCUUCUAUCUGUUGGUGAUCUAGACCCUGUUGUUUGUCCCCAUCCAGAACCACUUGAAAAUUUUAGUAUUCGUGUACCAACAUUAAAUGACAAUAAAACUAGCGUAGGUGGUGGUCUGUUUACGUUGACUCCGCAAGAAAUUGCUCAAUGGAUCGACCAACGCAGUCGUAUUGCAUUUCCUGCAGCAUUUCUCGUAUUUAAUUGUUUUUAUUGGCUAUAUGUAUAUCUUUAAGUCGUUACAAAAUGUCAAUUUUUUAUUUUAAAUGUUUUGUACAUUAUUUAACAGUGUUAUAUAAUUUUAUAAUUUGUAAGAUAUCUAGUCUUCAUAAAAUACGAUGGCGUU